Messenger RNA from Rhinolophus ferrumequinum (greater horseshoe bat), 2923 nucleotides. It is a transcript of the gene ATP1B2, whose product is annotated as ATPase Na+/K+ transporting subunit beta 2. NCBI's taxonomy places the organism in Eukaryota, Metazoa, Chordata, Mammalia, Chiroptera, Rhinolophidae. The record is from RefSeq and is a predicted model, not a curated record. Gene Ontology annotation, molecular function: ATPase activator activity. Bases 620 to 1492 code for a protein of 290 amino acids. The transcript is spliced from 7 exons. Gene Ontology annotation, biological process: sodium ion export across plasma membrane; intracellular potassium ion homeostasis; intracellular sodium ion homeostasis. Gene Ontology annotation, cellular component: sodium:potassium-exchanging ATPase complex.
GCGACCGCGGGUCCCGCACUGCUGAGGAGCGGAGUCUGCGGCUGGGGGACCACCCCCAUCCCUGGCUGUCCCCCAACUGCGCGUCUUCACGCAACACCCGCGGCCGAGCCACCACUGGUGUGGCGGUCUCUGCUUCGCGGAAGAGCCUUCAGCGGUCACCCGACCCCUCUCCACAGCUUCUUUGCAUCUCGGAUUUCGGGGCAGCCCCCUCCCCCACCUCUCCUUGCCUCUUUGCACCCCGAUUUUUUCUGCAUUUCGCUCGGGUUUUACAGCCGUCUAUUUUUGCAUCCUUUUUCGUUUUGUUUCUAGGAGGUUGGGGGGCUGAAGCUGCAUUCGCACCCCUUCCCCUUUUUAUCCUCCCCUGCUCUGACAAUCCCCUUUUCAUCGCAGUUGGGGGGCCUAGGAUCGUUGCAUCCCACGCCGCACUGCUACAACCCGCAGCGCGUGGCCGUGCACCUCGGAAUUUGCAGUAGCUGCAUAUCUAAAGGGGGUCUCCCUCUCCCCCGCUGCCUUUGCUCCCAACGCGUUCCGGUGCGUGGGUUGGGGGUGCUUCAGCGCGCCGCACCCCAGCUUCUCCGUUGCCCCCCGCCGCACGCGGGACUCAUCUCCCGCCGCCAAGAUGGUCACCCAGAAAGAGAAGAAGAGCUGCGGGCAGGUGGUUGAGGAGUGGAAGGAGUUCGUGUGGAACCCGAGGACGCACCAGUUCAUGGGCCGCACGGGGACCAGCUGGGCCUUUAUCCUCCUCUUCUACUUCGUCUUCUAUGGCUUCCUCACGGCCAUGUUCACCCUCACCAUGUGGGUAAUGCUGCAAACUGUCUCUGACCAUACGCCCAAGUACCAGGACAGACUGGCCACACCGGGCUUGAUGAUUCGUCCCAAGACUGAAAACCUUGAUGUCAUUGUCAACGUCAGUGACACUGAAAGUUGGGACCAGCAUGUUCAGAAGCUCAACAAGUUCUUGGAGCCUUACAAUGACUCCAUCCAAGCCCAAAAGAAUGAUGUCUGCCGCCCUGGGCGCUAUUAUGAACAGCCAGAUAACGGAGUCCUAAACUACCCGAAACGUGCCUGCCAGUUCAACCGGACCCAGCUGGGCGACUGCUCCGGCAUCCGGGACCCCACCCACUAUGGUUACAGCACUGGGCAGCCCUGUGUCUUCAUCAAGAUGAACCGGGUCAUCAACUUCUACGCAGGAGCAAACCAGAGCAUGAAUGUUACCUGUGUGGGGAAGCGAGAUGAAGAUGCUGAGAAUCUGGGCAGUUUUGUUAUGUUCCCUGCCAAUGGCAACAUCGACCUCAUGUACUUCCCCUACUACGGCAAAAAGUUCCAUGUGAACUACACACAGCCCCUGGUGGCUGUGAAGUUCCUGAAUGUGACCCCCAACGUAGAGGUGAACGUGGAAUGCCGCAUCAAUGCUGCCAACAUCGCCACGGAUGAUGAGCGAGACAAGUUCGCUGGCCGUGUGGCCUUCAAACUCCGCAUCAACAAAACCUGAGGCCCCUUCUUGCUGUCCCCACCUCUUUCCUAUGGAUGCUUCUGGAAUGUCCCUGACCCUGCCUGAUCCCUCCCUCACCCACCCCAAAGGUAUUUUUUAUAACAGAGCCAUGAAUUUCUGAACCUGUCAUGCCCUUUUCCCUUACUUCUGAACCCAGUCUGAUGUCCGUUGUAAUUCCCUGCCUUCACACAUUUCCCACCAUCUUUUCCUGACUCGAGCUCAGUCAGACAGGGAGAUGGGAUCCCAACAGGGUCACAAAGUAGCCAUUCUGGUUCUGGUUUAGCUGGGAGUGGGGGUGUCCCCGCAGCUACCCUCCUACCCUGAGAGCUUUAGAAAAUGCCCACCCACCUCCUCUCUUCUCUCCCUCUCCCCCGACCUCUCAUUUUACCCCUUAGCUUCCAGACAGGAAUGUGACACUCCAUGCCUCCAUUUCUAAGCACAGCCACUGUCACCUUUUUCUAUCUCCCACACUUUCUCCCUCAUCUAUGGUCACUGUCUUGGUGGCUUUUGACUUAUCUGGCUCCUCUGGGAGGUCUUUCCCUACCUCCUCUCCAUCCCUAUUCUCUCCUUAGGACAGGUGGCUCUGUGGGCUUUUUCCUUUUUCCUGGCACAUUCUGCUUCUCAUCCUAUGGUGACUGAGUGAGUUGUGAGUAAAGGUCUGAAAGAGAAGUCCAUGUUGGUUCUUCCUGAAAAUUCUCUUCCUGGUCUGUCCUAUCACCCAUAUAGGCACUCCUGAGGCAGGGUUGACCUAAGCUGAAUAUCCACUUUGUUUUUGCCUAUGGCUCCCUUCCCCCUGUCCAUUUUCCCAGAAUAUCCUUCAAGUUCCACUUCCCAGGAGCCCUGGGGGAGGGGCAGCCAUUUUGGAUCGGUCCCCAGUGGCCACCUUGGAAACGUCAGCGGGCUAUGGGACUAUUCCACCUCCUUCCCCGGGCCCAGAUCUGCCCCACCAUCCUCUCACUGGCUUCUCUUAGCAAUUUAUCAACUAAUCACUAACUCCUUCCCUUUCCUCUGCAUGUCAGCCUGAAAGUUGCAAAUACCCCCUCAAUCUAGGCUCUGUCUCCUUCAGACCCCUUUGCAUUUUUAAACAAACCCCCAGUGCCCAUAGAAUUGUAAGAGGGACCACCUGUAUUCUUGAGUUAGAGGCGUUUUAACUUUCUCUUCCAGUGACCUUCACUUCCUCACCUCUCUAAUCUCCCUUUUCUUUUUUGAUGCUGCUGCUGCCACACCUCACCCACAGAUGGACCCUUCCCUUUUUUUUCUUUCUGGAUCUAAGUUUCUUCUCUUUGGGUCCCCAUGUUUUCCUGCACUCCCCUCAACCCAGUGGUCUCUCUCUGCAGUUAUUUAAUGCCUGUGUCAGAUCUACUGUAAAAAAAGAGGAUAAAGUACAAUAAAAUGAGAGCAAUUAUAUAUAUAAAUAUAUAUCAUACACAG